This is a messenger RNA of Bombina bombina (fire-bellied toad), 1939 nucleotides long. It is a transcript of the gene HGFAC, whose product is annotated as HGF activator. Gene Ontology annotation, biological process: zymogen activation; blood coagulation. Gene Ontology annotation, molecular function: serine-type endopeptidase activity. The record is from RefSeq and is a predicted model, not a curated record. The transcript has 14 exons. NCBI's taxonomy places the organism in Eukaryota, Metazoa, Chordata, Amphibia, Anura, Bombinatoridae. Bases 111 to 1922 code for a protein of 603 amino acids. Gene Ontology annotation, cellular component: extracellular region; rough endoplasmic reticulum.
UGGCAGUCACAGGAUAUCACAGUUUCUUGCGAAAGACAAAGCUAGCCAUUAGGCUUUCAUUUGCUCUGUCUGUACUUUGGAGAUCACCAUAAAAAAGUAGAGAAGACAGAAUGGGGAACCAAGCAUACAUCCUGAGUACCCUUCUAGUUCUGAUUCAAGCAAGUCAAAUCUACGGAAAUAGGAAUCAAGCCGACCCAUUGUACUCCAGACUUGAUGGACCAUUCCCCAUAAGGUACAGGAUAAUGAACAUCAGAUACACUAGGACAUGGAUAACAGCUAAAACAGAAGAUGGUACGGAUUGUGUAUUCCCUUUUCGCUUUGCUGGCCGGUUGCACUUCUCCUGCUCAUCAAGAGCUCCUUUUUUUAAGAAGUGGUGUGCAACAACGAGCAACUAUGAUCGUGAUAGACAAUGGGGAUACUGCCAACAAAAGUCCAGUAAAGAAAUAAUUAUACAAGAUCCUUGUGCAAAUAAUCUGUGCCAAAAUGGUGGUACUUGUUCCACUGCGGUUGACAGAAGCACUUAUCACUGUCAGUGUCUGGAGAAAUUCACAGGACAUAAUUGUGAAAUAGAAAAAUGUUUUGAUGAAGCUCAUUAUGAGUUUUAUGGUCCAGAGGAAAGGUGGGACAGAAUUCAUCAUGGGCGAGUGGAACAAUGUAUAUGUCAGGACAGUAGGGUUGAAUGUCACAGUGGAGCUAGAUACACAGCUUGUGUAAAGAAUCCUUGUCUCAAUGGAGGUGCCUGUCGAAAAAUGCUUUCAUCUGGGGAAUAUGUUUGUGGAUGCAGAGGUCAUUAUGUUGGAAAAUACUGCAAUAUAGAUUACAGGCAACGUUGCUACCAUACUGCGGUCAAUACCACAGAAUACAGAGGCAUUGUGAAGAGGACUCGUUCUGGACAGAGUUGUCUUCCGUGGAACUCAGAUAUUCUUUAUGAAGAAAUUAAUGUUCGCAGUGAGAGUGAUUUUAUUCAGAAAGGUUUGGGAUCUCAUUCUUACUGUAGACAGCCAGAUGAAGAUACUAUUCCCUGGUGUUAUAUAAUGAAGGACAACCAUUUAUCUUGGGAGCACUGUGAUAUACCAGAAUGUGUUGCAAAGGGAAGAACACUUGUACUCUCAGAAGAGCUUUCUGAUACACCUAUAAAACCAACAUGUGGCAAAAAACACGAGAAGCGAGUUAUUGCAAGAGGACGGAUUAUUGGAGGGCUCUCAGCGCUCCCUGCCUCUCACCCUUGGCUUGCAGCCAUUUAUAUUGGGAAUGAUUUCUGUGCCGGGAGCCUUAUACAGCCCUGCUGGGUUGUUUCUGCAGCUCACUGUUUUGCACACAGUCCUCUUAAGUCAACCAUAAGGGUUGUUCUUGGACAGCAUUUCUUCAAUCAGACAACAGAAGUUACACAGACAUUUGAAAUUGACAGAUACUUUUUUCAUGAGAAGUAUUCUGUUUUUAGACCUACUGAUCAUGAUAUUGUUUUAAUAAAACUAAAGAGAGUGGACAAUCGUUGUGCUAAGAAGACACAGUUUGUUCAAACAAUUUGCCUCCCUGAAGAUGGAAUAUCUUUUGCUGAUGAUCACCAGUGCCUAAUAGCUGGAUGGGGACGUAUGGCCGAAAGUGCCACUGAAUACGCACACAAUUUGCAGGAGGUCACUGUUCCUCUUGUCCCUAAUAAUAAAUGCACUAGCCCAGAGGUCUAUGGGGCAGAUAUCUCUGAUAAUAUGUUCUGUGCUGGCUAUUUUGAUUGCCACUUAGAUGCUUGUCAGGGGGACUCAGGCGGACCCUUGGCAUGUGAGCGGGAUAAAGUAUCCUAUUUAUACGGAAUCAUCAGCUGGGGAGAUGGAUGCGGCAGAAUGAACAAACCUGGAGUUUAUACCAAAGUGUCUAACUAUGUCACCUGGAUCAGACAGAGAAUCAUGCCUAAGAAAAACAAUUAAAAUGCUUUAGUUAAAAA